Messenger RNA from Polyodon spathula (Mississippi paddlefish), 3693 nucleotides. RefSeq lists its product as uncharacterized. Gene Ontology annotation, molecular function: DNA-binding transcription factor activity, RNA polymerase II-specific; RNA polymerase II cis-regulatory region sequence-specific DNA binding. The coding region runs from base 310 to 1440 and encodes 376 amino acids. Gene Ontology annotation, biological process: regulation of transcription by RNA polymerase II. Gene Ontology annotation, cellular component: nucleus. The record is from RefSeq and is a predicted model, not a curated record. The transcript is spliced from 3 exons. NCBI's taxonomy places the organism in Eukaryota, Metazoa, Chordata, Actinopteri, Acipenseriformes, Polyodontidae.
AAAAAAAAAAAAAAGUCUGUUAAUCUCUUUAUACUACUGAUGGUGUUGAUUAUUAAAGAUUCUUAUUAUCAACCUGCUUGUGGUUCUUUUUAAAAAUGUUUUGUAUUCGCUCAGUUUUGAAUUUUGUACUCGAAUUUGUGUUACUUUUUAGUGUUGCCAUGGUGACCUCCACAGGAAGAACAAAUUGCGCUGCAGCGUGGUAAGUAACUGGACUUUCUGAAUUGCCGCAGCGCCAUCAGAGACACCAAUGCACUCCAACCUAGCCUACAAAUUCACAGGAACUGAAAGCAGGCACAGUGAUAACAGAAGAUGCAGGCCCGGGAACGGAUGCGCAAACAUAAAUUCACAGAAGCAGAGUUGGAUGUUUUAAUCGAAGAAGUGACCCAAAAAGAAGACGUUUUGUUUGGCUUGCAAGGGAACUGUAUGACAACCUAUGAGAAAAAUAAGAUAUGGGUUGAAAUAGCACACAGACUCCAUGCCACGUCUGGUAUGCAUCGCACUGUAAGUGAAAUAAAAAGAAGGUGGCAAGACCUUAAACGCAGGACAAAGCAGAAGGUUGAAGAUGCAAGAUUUCACGUCUCAACGACCAGCCCGUCUUCUCUUUUGUAUUUGACUGCGAUGGAGCAGAGGGUUUACGACUCCUUGAAUAUCCAGACAAUUGUAAAAGAGGAGGAACAAGACAUUCCUCGGUCAUCUCCACACGAAGACACCUUUCCGAUUAUAAUCACAGGCUCAGAAAAAAGUGAGGAAUCCCCUUUACCACAGCCAUCAAUUCUACAGACGCAUCAAUGUGUGGAAACUUCACAAGCGCCUGUACUUCUAAAACCACAUACAUACACAGAACAGUCUACCAGCAUGCCUUUUACAAACCAUGAAACUCAUGUUGUGAACCAAGAAUGUGACAAUAUCCACUCUCAAAGCUCUGAGGAGCCACUGGGUGGUCUUCCACACAUAGAAGAAGCACUUCCUGCCUGUGAUACCCAGCGAGCUUCUUUUCCUGGACUGCGAAACCCUCGGAGGAUCCAGAACAGUCCCAACAGAAUUGUGUCCGUUGGGCACUUUGAGCAGCAGCUGCUGAGGGCUCACCGGGAGCACACUGCUGUCGUAAAGGAGGGCUUCAGAGCCCUGACCAGGCAGAACAGACUGAUUUACAGGGAAAUGUGUGAAACCAACAAGAACAUUGCGCGUAUCGCUUCCCGCCUAGCGGAGAAAAAUGAAAGCGUGUCGGAUUUAGCCGAAGAGUUAGCCGGGAUCCACCACAAGAUAACGGAGAGCAUUGACACAACUAACUGCCUUCAGGACAGGGUGAUAGAUUUGUUGGCUUCGCAGCAGGAGCGAUCAGUCAUCGUUGUGCCAAGUGCUGUGAAAGGCACCUCUUUACCCUCCUCUUCAUCUGCAGAGGUGACAGCCACAGCUGUACUUAAACAUGAAAUAGACUGACUGCCAAAUGCAGUGGACAAAGACAUGUACAAUAUGUUUUUUACAUAAUAUUUGUUGUAAUACUGUACUCAUUUGUUGUAAAUUGCAUAAUAUCAUUACUGAAUUUGAUAGAUUUUACUAAGCUUCUGAUCCAGUUCAAUGACUGACCUUUUUUUUUUUUCUAAAGUGAAAAUAGCAGUAAUAGAUUUAUAAUGUAAUGUUUCCAUGGCUAUCCUUAGACUGUCUAUAAUCAAGUACCCCAAAAGUGUAACAAAGAUAAUUGCAAUUAUAACAAAAAUGUGUUUUGUCACUUGGUGCUGUAACUCUUGGCGCAGUGACGCCAGAAUGGGGAACCAGAGAGAGGGAGAGAUUUUUGGCACUUAUUCAAUGUUUUGAUUAAAAACAUUUAUUAAUCAGAAAAUCAACUGUUUAGGUUCAGAAAUUCAUAUUAUAUCAUAUUUAUGUGUAUUUUUGUAUAGCUAUUGUCAGAUAAUUAGCAUAGAACACUAAGUUGGAUGGAGGUGCAACUAUUAGUUGAUUUAUUGAUAAUCAUGGCUUUUAUUUUGCAUAUUUGGAGGCGCAUGUAGUUAGCUACUCAGAAACAUAUGCUUUUCUUGCAGGUUGCUAGACUAAAGUUCCUCUGUUUGUAUUUGUUUUGUGAUGAGAAAUGGCAGAAUCUAAUGAAAAAAUCAAAUAUCUUUUUGCUUUUUAAUAAAAAGACUUUGUAAUGCAUAUAUCUUAUGUACAGUAAUAUGCACAUGAACAUUUCCAGUUGUCUUGUGAUUUUUUUUCAAUGCAUCAAUUAAUCGAUUAAGAAACUGAUUGCAGCUUAAAGAUGGAUGCUAUCAACAUUGUCUUUUAGAUAUAAUUAAUUUGUCUUACAGUAAAAAAAAAAAAAAGAAACUAUAAAAAAUUGCAAUCACAAAAGAUAAAUUUAAGAAAAUGAUGAUUUAAAGAAGCUGUUUGAUAUUUUCUUGCUAGAAAACCUCCUACAUUUAGUUUAUGGAAAAGUUGUCUUAUGUUCCCUUAACCAGGGUCUUUGAUACCAGCUGUUAAAUGUGCCCCAUGCAAUUUAAAUCCUUAAAUACACAUUACUAAGUCACAAUUGCAGAGGGGACAGGAAUUAGAAUCAUUUCAAAAGCAUCACUUCCAAAAUCCAGCUUUUAGCAGUAUUUAGAAGCAGACUCUGGUUGAAAAAAUGACAUUAGUUAGUAAGCCUGGUAAAGAAUGACCUAAGCAGAAGAGCAAGGAUCCUGGUCCUUCUUUAGCAGGUUUUUGUCCCAACCAUGUUCCAGAGGGGCAAGUGAAUAGAAUUGGUUACCAAGUCUUGUUUUCAAUGUUGAAUCAGUUGGGAUGCUUUAACAUUUUGUCAGUAAUAGACUCCUAACUUCACAUGAUUGAAGUAUUUCUAAAGUACAAUGUUGCGGCAAGAUAAACGGCCUUUAAAUGAAAAUAACAUUUGGAAAACAAAAACAACAAAACAAUGUUCUUGUAAGGUGUUAGAAAAGGGUUCAAAGAAAAAAAAAAGUAAUUUAUUUGUAAUGCCCCCUUACCUUUUUAUGAGGUUUGCAAUUAAAGAGGUCCUCUAUAACACACAUUUGUUUGAUGUAUAGAAGUCUGAUGAAACAGUUAAAGCUAUGUUGUCUACCUUUUGUCUAAGGUUAAAGCAUGUUACAGAAAAAGCUGCAGACAAGCACAAUGAUUAUUCUCUAUCAAGGGCAUAAUUUCAGCUAUCAGUUGACAAAUAACCAGUCCUUGUAUGAAAGAUAAUAAUACCAAUACAGCAGAAACUUUAAGGCUAAAGCCAUUGCAUUUCUUGACAGCUUUAUAUGGAGUUUUAUUCCUUUCUAAAAAUGUGUCUCAUUUGCUUAAAAAUAAGGGCUUCUCUGACCUUGCAAGUGGAUAUAAAACCAAGACAUCUAAAAAUAUUUAUUUUUGAUUAAUAAACACAUUUCUAUCCAUAUGUAUUUCAAUAUUGUUCUAAACAAUAGCAAGGUACUUCUUAUACAUAUUUAAUUGUACAGUGUUUUGGACUGCAACUCUGAUUUCAGGACAACACAACAUUUAAAUUUUUAAAUGUUUAUUGUAGAUGGAUAAAUAGUCCGAGGCCUGCAUAUAUAUAAUUUUUAAUGCACAUACUUUCUUUUUGUUGUUUAAAUCAGGCAAUGUAAAAAAAGAGGGAACAUGCAUGUUGCCAGCAUAUCUGGCAUAACCAUCACCCAUUCCUUCAGAGGCACUUACAUGGGGGGGGGGGGGGGGAGGACUUAAAACAAA